Oenanthe melanoleuca is the source of this 4689-nucleotide messenger RNA. It is a transcript of the gene ZNF804B, whose product is annotated as zinc finger protein 804B. Gene Ontology annotation, cellular component: nucleus. The coding region runs from base 284 to 4591 and encodes 1435 amino acids. The transcript has 4 exons. The record is from RefSeq and is a predicted model, not a curated record. Lineage: Eukaryota; Metazoa; Chordata; Aves; Passeriformes; Muscicapidae.
ACGAGCAGCGGGGUGCGGGGACCGUGCCCGCGGCAUCCGCCACCCAGCCCGCGCAGCUGGGCACAGCCAUGGGGAGCAGCCGCCGCUCCAGCCGCCGCGGAGAAACUCCCCUCCGGAUGUCGGCUGCGGGUGGCCUGCUCUGAGCAGCGGCAGCAGCAGCAGCAGCAGCAGGAGGAAGGGCCGUAGCACCGGCGAACUGUGCAAGUUGCGCUCUGCCCUUCUACUCGCCGGCCCGUCUCCCACCCGCGGAGCAGCAUGCGGACUGGCCUCCGCGCUCCCUCCGAUGUGCUCAGGCUGCCGCCGCCUUCAGUGCAUCCUGCUGCUGGCAGCGCUCACCCGGGCGCUGGAUGAGACGGGAGCAGGGAGCUCGCUGCUGCGGUUCCGCCCGCUCCUUCAUGCGGGCUUCUGCUCGGGCGGAGCGAGCACCGCGGCCGCGGAGGAGCCGCGCUGCCCUGGCGGCCCGCGCCCGCCCGCCCGGGGGCCCCGCAUGGCGUGCUACCUGGUCAUCAGCUCCCGGCACCUCAGCAACGGGCACUACCGCGGCAUCAAAGGCGUCUUCAGGGGACCGCUCUGCAAGAAGGGCGCUCGCUCGCCGGUAACUGCCACCUCCUCGCCCCCUCCCUCACUUGCCCCCCGCACGGACCCUGCUGAGAAGGAGAAAGCUGCAGCCAAGGCCCUGGAGGACGUGAAGGCAAACUUCUACUGUGAACUGUGUGACAAGCAGUACCACAAGCACCAGGAAUUUGACAACCACAUCAAUUCUUAUGACCACGCUCACAAGCAGAGAUUGAAAGAUUUAAAACAAAGGGAAUUUGCUCGAAAUGUGGCUUCAAAGUCAUGGAAAGAUGAGAAGAAGCAGGAAAAAGCACUCAAGAGACUCCACCAGCUGGCAGAGUUACGGAAGCAAUCAGAAUGCAUCACUGGGAGUGGACCAUUGCUUAAAGCCCCCCGAUUAGUCCUGGAAAAGCAGCAAUCCCCAGAUGGCAUUUUCCUCUACAAGGGUGGCAAGUUCACAGCAAGUUCUCAAAGAACCAUCACAAGUGAAGGACAAGGUUUCUCCAAAAGCAUCCUAGAAAAACAGCAGCUUAUUAUAAGCAGGCACCAUCCCCCAGCUGAAAGACACCGUGCUCUUGGAAAUCACAUCUCCAGAAUGUUCCCAGACAGAAACAACAUCUCUCAAAGGGCAGGAGUGUCUUUUUCAUUCUCCAAAAAGGUCCCUUUGAAGCUUGAGUCCUCAGCAUCAGUCUUCAGUGAGAACUCAGAGGAAGGAAAUGAUUGUAGUGAGUCCCCCAACCAUAAAAAAAAGCAAACAAUUGAGGGCUGUCAUUCUGUCACACUUUUGGAGGAACAGCUGAAAGCAAGCUUGGAUAAAGAGUCACCUGUUACACAAGACCAAAUGGAUUUGGAUAACAGUGCAUCAAGUCACCUAGCUGCAAAACCUAAAAUACUAAAGGAAAAUGAUAAAAGUAGUGAUAGGGAAUCAGAAGAAAAAUUCAGAGCGAAUCCUUCAUUUUCUAAAGUCAAAAUACCACUUUCAAAUUUGAAUUUUUCUGCUUCACUGAAAGAAACAGAGCAAGAGAGCAAAGUACAAUUCUUAGAAACUCCCAUUUCAUCUUCAUGCCAUGCUAGCAAUUUUUGUGCACAGCUGAACACCUGCAAGCACAGCAAUGCCCACCUGCCAGACCAGACAUCUGAGCUCCCACGACAGCCAGCACCUGAGCUGACCUGUUCAAACAACAUCAAUGACAGUUCUGGAGUGAUAAAAAGGGAAAGACCUCUGAAGAUUACAGAAACAACAGAUGGAAAUAUGGAAACAUUAGCAAAGGAGAAGGUGGUUAAAGAAGUCAAGCCCCAGGCAUUGCCUUUCCUCCAUGUAGUGAGCAAAGAUGGCACCACUGCUCUGCAGUGGCCCACAGAAUUACUUUUGUUUACAAAAACUGAGCCCCAUAUUUCAUAUGGCUGUAAUCCAUUGUAUUUUGACUUCAGACUCUCUUUAAAUCACAGGGAAGGUAAACAGCAUGAAACAAACAAAGCAAGCUGUAAAGAGCUCUCUGAAAAUAAGACUGCAGAUGAAUAUGAACCCUCAGGUUUAAUAAAACACAAGCAAAUGUCAAAUGAACGAGAUAAUCAGUUGUUGAAACCAAAGAAGAUGAAAGGUUCCCUAAAGCCAAGAAAGGCCAAGCAAAAAGCUGAGUCAGACAUAGGGAAAGAAAUGAAUGGAAAUGGUCAAAAAUGCAUUGCAGAUUAUUUGAAUGAAAAUAUACCCAAAGUGCCUGCUUACCUUGAUGUCUCACAAAAGGAUUAUGUAACAGAAAAAAGUCUUUAUACAACAACACUGAGAAGACCUUUAAAGGAUCAUUUCCAUGGCUGUGAAAGAAAAGCUCAGAACAUUAGAAAUGAAAGCAUUUCCUUUUCUGCUUUCAUGUCUAGGAUUAAAAAAUCUGGAUCUGCAAAAUGUCAUUUAGUUGAUUCUGAAGAAAAAUAUGAGAACCAAAGUGACUCCAGAUCCCUUCAAGAUGUGGUCAGCUGCAGCAGUGACAUAAGUGACAGUGGAAAAGACUCUAGUGGAAGUUACUUUAGUUGUAAAUCCAGUUCAAACAGCAGGUGUUCAGAUAAUGAAGGAUGUGGAAGUUACACGAGAUGCUGGAGAUUCCCAUCUCCUCAAAAGUCCUCAUCUAGCAGACAUUCCAGCUGUUCUGACACUUCAGUUAGCAGUACAAGCAGCUACACGAGCUACACGAGUCCCACAUCAAACCAUCACAGAAGAAAUAAUUUACUUUGUUGUUGUAAAAGAAAAAGCAAGACAGAUGAAAGGCACAAAUGUAAACACAAAAAGCACAAGUGUAUUUUCACUUCAGAUGAUACAGAUGAGGAUUAUCUUUGUCAUAGUAGGAGUCACAGAACUAAAAACUGCAUUCAGAGUGGCACAAUUAAAUAUCGAAGAUGUUCAAGACAUAAAGUUUUGCAAAUCAGAGACAGGUGUAAACACAGCAGAUGUAGAUGUCAGCACUUUGGCAAAGUGCAUAGUAGGAGUAGAAGCUACCACAAAUCCAAAAGUGGUUCCACCAGUGAUUCAAGAAGCAGUGAAAGAUCAUUGAGCAGCAGAAUAUCAAGAGGCAGCAGUUCAGGAUCCUUCUCAAAACAGACUGACAACAGUGACAAUACAACAAAAGAGGAUGCUGAAAAAGGUUCUAACACUGAACCAGGAAAAGCUGAAACUGCACAUUCCAACUCCCUGAAUGGGAAUAGUCAGUCUAAAAUCUUUGCCACCUGCUCUUCCAAAAACGUGGCAAAAGACAUAUGGGGAAAAAGAAAGUCAAUGACAGCCAAGUUGCUUUUAGAAAGAGUGCAAUCUAAGAAAACCCAGGAACAAAUGCAUGAUUCAGAGAGAUUUUCAAUCAGUAGUGCAGUAGAAUUAAAGGAUCGCUCACAAAGUCACUUUGCUCUUCAGUUUUCAUCAUCAGUAGAUGACAUUGCAAUGUUACCUUUGCCAGAGAAAGUGCUAAGCAUAGGUAAAAAUGACAUGGGACAUAAUGGAAUCAGUUCAUUGGAAAACAGUGUGAAGAUAAACAACUGGGAAGCAUCAGAGAUAACCAAUGUUGCUCUUUCACCUGGAACUGAUUAUGAUCAUUGUGUUCUUAAAGACAUAAUUCAAAUUGAAACAGGCUAUCAGAACCCAAACAUAAGAAGGAACACAGCAAUAAAGGAACAAACCAAUCUCUUCAUUAGUGAAAUGCAGCCCUUUAUACAAAGCUGUGAUCCAGUACCAAAUGAUUUCCCUGGUGCUUUUCCCUCUAAUAGAUAUUCUGUUGCUAAUUCAACAGAGACCAAAGAAGAACUACAUGAUGUAAACAUGGACUUGAACCGGGCAGAAGGCAGUUCAGACUCUUUCUGUGACAAUGCUAUGCAGAAGUAUGGUGACACACUAAAUGACCUAGAAGUGUACAGUAAAUCCACCUCCCCUCCUUUAACACAGCAGCCUAUCACGUUUACUCCAGAAGAAGUAGACAAAUACAGGUUGCUGCAGCUGCAAGCCCAGCAGCACAUGCAGAAACAACUUCUGGCGAAACAUCUGAAAGUUUUGCCUGCCCCGGGACCAGCUGCCUUCUCUGGCUCACCAGCAGUUGCUGCCCUCCCUGCCCAGCAGCAGGCUGCAGUCACCACCAUCCAGCACACGCUGCUGCAGCGCUUCGCUGUCUCUGCGUCCGUGCAUCCCCACGGCAGCCCCCUCUCCCUGCCGCCCCUGCACCCCCUCUCCCAGGCCCAUUUCGGCCCCAUAGCGCUGUCCCCACUGGCACCAGCCCUUAUUCCCACCCAUCCUGCAUUGCUGACAGGACACCCGCUGCACUUGGUUUCUACCACUCCCCUCCACCCUUCCCCGCUCACUUUCCCCGCACUGCCCCACGCUGCGUACAUCCCAGCCUUAUUCACACCACACCUGAACACAGCCACACCUUCUGCUCUACACCCAAAUCACUUGGUUCAUCCCUUAUUCCAAGGACAAGAGCCCCAUCACUAUUCUUGUUCCAUCCAGACCCAACAGUUACCUGCAGCAAAAGAAGUUUUCAGUGUUUCUAGCUACUUAAAUUAGCCCAAAUGAUUUCACCAUGGCUCCAAUCCAAAAUUUAAAUAGAAUUAAACAUUCAACAUUCAAUCCCAUCUGAGGGGAAAUCUGCUGUGCUGUUGAGA